Ilex paraguariensis (yerba mate) is the source of this 1496-nucleotide messenger RNA. NCBI's taxonomy places the organism in Eukaryota, Viridiplantae, Streptophyta, Magnoliopsida, Aquifoliales, Aquifoliaceae. The record is from the annotation of a GenBank genome assembly.
CUUCUCAGUUCUCGAGACUCCCGCGCUUCAUAUUCCCUCUUCCCGUUGGCCACUACACUAUUUUCUAUCACUAGGGUUUCUCCACUCCCUCUCUGUCUCUGUCUCUCUCUGUGUGUGUCUGGAGAUAUUUUGUAAUGAUAGUCCAUUCCACUGGUCUUCCUUUCCCAGCGACUCUCCAGAGAGAUACCCCAUCAGGUUAUAAUUAGGAUUUUGCUUUUUGUCAAAAAGGGUUUUGCUCAGACAAUGAGAUACGAAGCUGAAAGAAUGACUUCAUCGUGGUUAUUGCUGGGAAUAAAAGAGGAAAAAUAAAGGUUUGAUUAAUGUGACUGGUUAGUUUGGCGAGAUAAAAUGGGGAUGCUUGAUUUUGAUGAUUGUGAUUUUGCUUAUGAUGAGAUGCAUGCACAGUUGAAGAGAAAACGAUUUGAUCUCACAAGUCCGGAUCAUAAAACUUCUUUUUUUGGUGGUAUAGAGACAACUAUGAAAGACAAUGCAUCGAUGGAGUAUGACGAUGAUUACGAGUGCUUUUUGAAGGUUUUAUUAGAGGACAGUGAACCAGGACAUUCUGGGAGGGAAGGGGAAGAUGAUGAUUGUGAUGAUGAUGAUGGUGAUGAUGAUGAUGAUGAUGAUGAUAAAGACCCUCAAUAUAAGAUGUUUAUGGAGAGAGUAAAGGAACAUGGGAAGUCGUAUAUCCUUGAAGUCGCUGUACAGAAUGGGGUGGCUGUGUUUAUAAAGUAUGAAGCGGAAGAAGGGUCAGAUGACAUCUGUGGCCCACAGGCUCGGAAAACAUUGAGUAACAUUGUGAAGGAGAAGAUAGAAGCAGCUAAAAACUCAAAUACUGUCCACAAGAUGUAUCAAGUUGAAAGUCCAAGAAUCUUGAGGAGUUGUAUGAGAAAAGAAAAGAGGAAUGCAGUUUUUGAGAAGGAUUUAAGUUCCAAAUCUGAACCCCACCACAAGUCUGAUAUGGUAAGUUCAAUGGAGGACUCUUAUGAAUUGUUCCUGAGUAGUGUGAAGACCAAAGGUGACCAUCUAGUUCUUCAGUUUAAGAACUGUGAGCCGGUUACAUACGAAAAGGAUGAUGUCGAAAAUUCUUCUGAUUCGCGGAUUCUGAAGAUGGACAAUUCUCUAUUUUGCGAAGACGGAAACGAUACCCCCUUUGGAACUUCAAGAGGAUUUGAUGCAUCUAUGCUUGAAGAUGACUGCAAGUUCCUUGGGAACCACUGUAGAAAUGACCAUUCUCAGUUUAGAGACAAGCUCAUGGACAUUCUUAGAAAGCCCUAUGACAAGCAUGAGUUUGAUGAGCUUUGGCGAGAUUUAAGGGCUAGACUGCCGAUGGAACGCUCAAGGGUCUUACGUGGGAGGACAACAUCAUACUCAGCAGAUAAAUGCGGCAAAUCUUAUCUCGAUCACCACAGUGAUCUCAAAAAGAGAUUAAGGCAUUCCAACAUGAUCGCUCUAAAUUGUUGAACAUCUUUCGAGGAUUUUUCUAUUGGUUGACG